AACGCAAGACACCGGCGCGUGAAACGACUCAACUGAGAACACCAACAGGCCACCGCGAUCCAGCAUGGCAGCGAAAGAAACGCUGAAUUUUCUGACGGCGAAUGUCCGAGUAGAGGAGGUGAUCACGAGCGAUUACGACUGCCUCGUCAUAGUCGGAACUUCUCUAUCACCGAAGUCUCUGGGUAAAGCCGAAGCUUUCGCAGCCAGUCUCGAAGCCGCCAAGAAAAAUGACAAGUCUUUCGACGAGCAACGCACAGUGAUCACAGUGAACGACACCAGAGUCGUAUACUCGCCCACCGGACCCAUCAACCGAGAUCAGGACGAUAUCCGAGCGUUCUCGAGCGCAGCGAUCAGCGGUGUGAAAAGAGCGCUCUCCGCCGGAGCCAAGAAGCCCCUCGUCGCCCUACCGAAAGCGUUCGAACCCUUCACGGACUUCAACGUUGAUGCCGCUGUCGUACUGGGUGCUCUGGAAGCUAUCUAUGUGCCUUUGGAAAUCCGCGAGGACGUUCCGGACAAGAAAAGGAAAGUCGACCGGCUCGGUUUCGUCAACUUCCACGGCGACGGAAAACGGUUCCAAUAUCUCCUCAACUUGGAGUCGGGACGCAUCGCUUGCCGGGACAUCGGCGGUUCCGAUCCCGAGCGCAUGGCUCCUCCAAGAGUCGAAGAGUACGUUCAGGAACUUUUCGCCAAUUCCCCCGUGAGUGUGAAAGUCGUCUCCAACCGAGAACAGCUCGAGGCAAAUUACCCAUGCUUCGCUGCCGUGGACAGGUGCGCGAGCCACGUGAAGCGACACAGCGCCCGAAUGAUUCUACUCGAGUACUCCGAAGGUACUCCCGAGCAAUGCCUCGCAUUCGUUGGCAAGGGGGUCACUUACGACACCGGAGGCGCCGACAUCAAGGCCGGAGGCCACAUGGCCGGAAUGCACAGGGACAAAUGCGGGUCUGCCGCCGUCGCCGGAAUCUUCCAAACCCUUGCGGUGACGAAGCCGAAAAACAUCAAAGUUAUCGGCGCAAUGUGCAUGGUCAGGAACUCCGUGGGUUCUGACGCGUACGUUUCCGACGAACUCAUCACGUCGAGAGCCGGUGUUCGAAUCCGGGUCGGGAACACCGAUGCCGAGGGUCGCAUGGCGAUGGUCGACGCCUUGGCCGAGAUGAAGGAACGAAUCGUCACCGAAGGACUCCAGGAAAAAGCGCAUUUGUUCACUAUCGCAACGCUGACGGGUCACGCCUGCAUCGCCGUCGGGGAGCCUUUCAGUAUCACGCUAGACAACGGACCUGCCCGGAGCGUUCAAGCAUCCCAGAAGCUCCAAGCUGCCGGCGACCAGAUCGGUGAUCUCUUCGAGAUUUCCACGCUGCGUAAGGAGGACUACGAUUUCAUCGUCGGUAAAUCCGAGUACGAAGACAUCCUCCAAUGCAACAACGCUGCCUCCUCAUGCACGCCCCGCGGGCAUCAGUUCCCUGCCGCGUUCCUCAUCCGAGUCAGUGGGCUCGACAAGCACGGCAAAGACAGCUCUAAACCUCUGGCCUACUCUCAUUUGGACAUCGCCGCGUCGUCUGGGCCUUAUCCUGGCGUUCCAUCCGGCGCGCCGGUGGCGGCUCUCGCUCAGAAAUACAUCCUGCCACGCAUCUGAAUAGGCGGAUUCUCGAACUCUCCGGCUGAAUAGUCGGAGGUUGAUAUCUGCAUCCAGGUCCGAGUCCCGCUGAGCCUCUGGAGCCCGAAAGACAAUUUGAAGAACAGAGAAUCUUCCGCGGACUCUCCAGUCGAGGAAUUCUCCCAGUCUCGACGGGCUCUCGCUGAUCUCGCCGCAGAUGAUGAGGGAUGUCGACGAUGUGUUUGCUUCUCUAUGAUUUAUUCGAACAGAUGCUACUGUUUCAUAUCUCGGAGAAACUUCAGCAAGUGAGCUCUGUUCAGAAGUCGAAUCGACGCAUCCGAAUAAAGACGAUAAUAUAUUUUCA
Galendromus occidentalis (western predatory mite) is the source of this 1955-nucleotide messenger RNA. Its product is annotated as putative aminopeptidase W07G4.4. The transcript is spliced from 2 exons. Gene Ontology annotation, molecular function: manganese ion binding; metalloaminopeptidase activity. Lineage: Eukaryota; Metazoa; Arthropoda; Arachnida; Mesostigmata; Phytoseiidae. Gene Ontology annotation, cellular component: cytoplasm. The record is from RefSeq and is a predicted model, not a curated record. Gene Ontology annotation, biological process: proteolysis. The coding region runs from base 65 to 1630 and encodes 521 amino acids.